This is a messenger RNA of Spea bombifrons (plains spadefoot toad), 3631 nucleotides long. It is a transcript of the gene ITGAE, whose product is annotated as integrin subunit alpha E. Gene Ontology annotation, molecular function: integrin binding. The coding region runs from base 33 to 3548 and encodes 1171 amino acids. Gene Ontology annotation, cellular component: integrin complex; external side of plasma membrane. Gene Ontology annotation, biological process: cell-cell adhesion; cell adhesion mediated by integrin; integrin-mediated signaling pathway. The transcript is spliced from 32 exons. Lineage: Eukaryota; Metazoa; Chordata; Amphibia; Anura; Pelobatidae. The record is from RefSeq and is a predicted model, not a curated record.
AGCGGCUCUGUUGGAUUGAGUUUAUUUUCAAUAUGAUGGCUGAAACCAGUGUAUGCUGUUUAUCACUUGUACUAAUGUUCACCGCAGCAGAGAGUUUCAACAUUGACACAGUCCGUAGCUGGAGCUACAAAAGUGACAGUAAUUCUCUCUUUGGGCAGAAGGUGAUUCAAUAUCAAUAUGGAGAUGAAAAAGGAGUUUAUGUGAGUUCUCCUCUAAAAGACAUUGAAAAACGAAUAUUUGAUGGAAUCUAUAAAUGUAAAACGAAUCAAAGAAAAGCAGCCUUGGAUUGUAAACUGACGCAUCCUUUUCAAGGAGAAAUGCAGAUGCCUGGAACAGUGCCAUAUCCAAUUGUGUCCAUGGCCAGAAAUUCAGAUAACAUAUUGGUCUGCCAACAGAUGAAGGGACGUAAGGCUAGGAGCACUGCUGGUGAAUUAAAUGGUGUCUGUUCACUGCUUGUGAAAGGCAUCAUCAAUCAAACUUAUCCUGAUCUUACGAAAAUUGUGCAAAACAGUUUAGUGAUGGAGAACAAAAAUAACAACAAUAAUUUUGGCACAGAGGAGCCUUUAACAGUUAGGGGUAGAUACGUGUUUGAGGACAAAGCUGAGCUAUUUGCUGAUGAAAACACAAACAAUAACAACAACGUGGAAGAUGAAGAAGAAGGAACAGAGAUGGCAAUAGUCCUGGAUGGUUCAGGGAGUAUAGAACCACACGAUUUCCAAAAAGCAAAGGAUUUUAUUUUCAACAUGAUGAAAAAGUUCUGGGAGAGGUGCAUAGAGUGUGACUUUGCGGUAGUGCAGUAUGGUGAUGAAAUAAGGACAGAAUUUGAUCUGCUGGAGAGUCGUGAUGACAGCAACCGCGUUUUACAAAAGGUUCAACAAAUAAAGCAAGUGGGGGAUGUAACUAAGACAGCAUCUGCUCUGCAGCAUGUCCUUGAUAGCAUUUUCAGUGAAACUCAUGGUUCUAAGAAACAAGCCACCAAAAUAAUAUUGGUAUUGACAGACGGAGAUAUAUUCAUGGAUCCAAUGGAUUUAUCAACUGUCAUUCAUUCACCAAAGAUGAAAAAUAUUGAACGUUAUGUAAUUGGGGUAGGGGAAGCAUUUAAUAAGACAAGUGCCUUAAAUGAGCUGAAACUUAUAGCAUCUGAGGGAGAGAAGCAUCUUAUCAGAGUGGAUGAUUAUUCAGCACUUGAUGGACUCCUCUUGUCCUUGCAGCAGAAGAUAAUUGGAAUAGAAGGUACUAAAGGGGAUAAACUAGAAUUUGACUUGGCAGAGACAGGUUUUUCUGUCCAUGUACAUGACAAGCAGUCCUUGGUGUUUGGUGCAGUUGGUUCCUAUGACUGGUCUGGGGGAAUGAUACUGUAUCUAUCAAACCAAGAGCCACACAAAGUAGAAUUUCUCAGUGAGCCCAAAGAUGAAUCACAUGGAUCCAAUUAUACUUACUUAGGGUACAGUGUAACCACGGCUCAGGGGAAGCAUUCAACUCUCUACAUUGCUGGUGCUCCACGUCAUUCCAAUGUUGGAAGAGUUCUAGUGUUUGAGAAAGAUAUUGCAACCUAUCGCUUGACUCAGAAAGAUCUAAAAGGAGAACAGCUUGGAUCCUACUUUGGUUUUGAAGUUUGCACUGUGGAUUUGGAGUCUGAUGGUAUUACUGAUUUCCUCCUGGUGGGGGCGCCAUUUUAUCAUGUCAAUGGAGAAGAAGGAAAGGUUUAUAUGUAUCAGUUAAACAACGAGGCCAGAUUUACACUAGUUCAGACACUAGAACAGCACCAUUAUGCAUUUGCCAGGUUUGGGUAUUCAAUAGCUAAUAUUGGUGACAUAAAUCUUGACGGAUACCAGGAUAUUGCCAUUGGAGCUCCUCUUGAGGGUCAUCUUGAAAGGCCUAAUUAUUUUGGAACUGUUUACAUUUACAACAGCAAUAAAAAUGGAAUCUCUGCUACCCCAUCGCAGCGGAUCAGAGCAACUAAUUUUCAAACAAAACUGCAGUACUUUGGCCAGUCCAUAGAUGGCGGUUUGGAUCUUACAGAUGAUGGGUAUCCUGAUAUAUCAGUGGGAGCGCUAGGAAGUGUCAUGGUGUUACGGUCACGUCCAGUUGUACAAUUGCAGGCUGUGGCAAAGUUCUACCCAGACAGAAUUCCUCUUAUUCUUACAGAUAAAAAAAUAAAUGCGAGCAUAUGCUUUAACAUAACACCCUUUAAAAUGAUAGAAAUAAACAAACCUUAUCUCCAUUACUCUUUGGACUUGGAUGUUGACAUGGUAGAAAAACGCAUCACUUUUGAAAAUGAGGAUUCAGGAAAAGGAAAACUUUUUUUGAUCGACAAUAAAUGUGCAACCCACGUUUUGACUGUACUGCCAUGUAUCUAUGACUGUUUCAGCAGCAUCAAAAUUAAGAUUUCUUAUGAACUAAGCUCAGACCUAAACAGGGACCUUCCAGCACCCAUACUGGAUAUAAACGAUCACAUUCAUACGUAUGCUGAGCUUCCUUAUGAAAGGGACUGCAAUAAUAAAACCAGCUGUGUUCCUAACUUACAUCUAAUCAUGAAUGUCUCAGGCGAGGAGCUCAUAGUUGGAUUAACUAAAGAACUGACUUUGAAUCUCAUCCUAAGUAACUCUGGGGAUGACUCGUAUAUGACAACUGUGCUAAUAACACACCCCAGGAACCUGCAUUUCAAAAUGAUUAAAAGGCCAGAUUAUCCAAGCAUUAAGUGCUCUGAUACUAAAACACUUCUGCCAUAUGACUCAUUAAUGAAAUGUAACAUUGGACAUCCUGUUUUCAAAGCGUCUACUGCGACAUUUUCUAUUAUCUGGGAACUUGAAGAAAUUACGUUUCCUAGACAACAAGCAAUAAUUAAUGUUAAUGUUACCAACAUUAAUACAAUUUCAAGCACUCUGUUCCAACAGUCCGUGCUUCCUGUGAAACACUCCUUUAAUGCUGUCCUCUCUGUACCAACACCGACCAUUUAUGUUAAACUGGGUGAAAAACCAAUGCAAGAUGAAGAUAUUCAGUAUAUCUUCAAUGUUAAUGUAGACAAUCUGUUUGAAGCAGACUUGUCCCUGGAUCUCCAAAUUCCAGUUAAACUUAAAGAUUCCGAUGUUGCAUCAGUAAAACACAUCCAGCAGAGUCAGAAUUUCACCCAAUGUAGAGAACAAAUACAGCCCUGCAAAGCUGGAAAACAGGGUAAAGAUUUAUUGUGCCAUGUUAUCCGGUGCCCUAUCACUGGUGGACUGGAGGAUAUCACUGUCACCACACAGCUUUUUCUACAGACUAUCAAACAGCUGGUGGAGAACACAGAAGAGUUUGUGAUUACUGGUGAAAUUUUUUACAACAAAGACUUAUUCGUAAAUUUGCAGAAUAUGCAUCAGAAAACAUGCAUAUCAGUCAAGUUUCUUCAGGACAAAGUUAUAAAUAUCUUGCCUGUCGUUAUUGGUAGUUCCAUUGGAGGCAUCCUUCUUCUGCUUUUUAUUGUUGUAAUUCUUUUCAAGUGUGGAUUCUUUAAAAGAAAAUACAAAAAUUGUGAUGGACAACAAGAGCAAAGUAACAUCCAGAGAUAAAUGGAAUAAGGACCAUUUAAUAAAAAGUUAAAAAUAUAAAGAAAUGCAAGCACAUCAAGAAUGCAUUUAAAUUAUAUCGUAGA